Messenger RNA from Moneuplotes crassus, 1518 nucleotides. Lineage: Eukaryota; Ciliophora; Spirotrichea; Euplotida; Euplotidae. The record is from the annotation of a GenBank genome assembly.
AUGUCUUUUUCAGAUUCGAGCCAGGAUUACUCACAAUAUGUUCAAACUAAGGUUUUUCAGCCUUUUAUGAACUCUCUGACGGUUGAUGGGAUUGAAAAACGUGUUGAAAAGUUGGAACAUGAGAAUAUCAUUUUAGAUAAGUAUGUCAAGGAUCUUUAUAAGAAAAUGCCCAAAAUGCAAAGGAAAAACUCUGAAAUUAACCUAUCCCAGUCUCAGUUCCUUGCUGAGAUAGAAUUUCGACUCGAAAAGAUAGAGAAGUUACUAUCAACACAAUUUACUAGGCAGAAACCUGACCAAGAGAAUCAUGAUUCAAACAUGGAUCCCAGAUCGAAGGCAUUGAAGCAAAGUGUUCAGGACAAAUUCCAUGUCCGACAUGAAGACCUGUCUCGUCUUGAAGAUAAACUAGAGAAAUUAAUAAAGUCCCAAGCUGAAGACAUUGCAAUUGAUGUAACAGAACUUGAGAAGUCGGUCAAAAAGGUUGAAGCCAAGCUUAAAGAGUAUUGAAGUCGUGGUGGGAACGUCACUAGACAGGAAUUCCACCAACUAGGAAAAGUUCUUGAGAAGAAAAUCCAACUUUCAACAAAUCUUAUGGAUGGCGUUCUGAGUGAAACCAAGGAGAUUAUAGCAAAAGCAAACCGUAUUAGCAUCAAAGCGAUGGAAAAGAGAAAGAGAAGAUCUACCUCUAGAGAAUCUAAUCUUCCAAAAUCUUCAAGAAGAGAUAAAUCAGGGAAGAAUACUCCAGAGCAGCAAUCUAUCUAUCGGACGUAUAAGCAAGAAAACCCUGCAAAGGUAUCAAGCCCAAGUGUUAACAAAGACUUGUUUAUAGAUUCGAAAACUUCCAAGGAUUAUGAACAUUUCAAGGAUAAAAAUGCUUCCGGAGAUGUCAGGACUUGUAAAGCAUCUGAUGCGAACAAUCUGAGCAUGUUUGGUAACUCUUCAAUGGCCCAAAACAUAAAUACCAGUUCUGAUGGGAUGAGAAGCCAAUUGAAUAAAAGAAGCAACUACAGUAAAAUGCCAAGUGAGGAGAAGUUGUCCAAUAUUUCAAUGAAUAAUUAUGGUAGUCAUGACUCUGAAAUGCUCACUAGAGAUCUCCUUCGUCGGUCUUAUGAUAGGUACAAGGAUCAAGAUUUUCCUCUUCCCUCAAAUGAUGAUGUCUAUCAUCUGAGCAGUUGCCAGUACUAUCCAGAUGAGCCUGGAAGAGCUGUGAAAAGAAAGCACACAGAGCGGCAAAAACUCAAACCUUCCUCAGUCCGUUUGAAGAAACAAAUGUCAAAUUCCCGCUUGAAUCAUAGUAAAUGAGGGCCAAAUACUAAAGACUUGCAUUCCUCUGUCAAAAGAGUGAGGGAUCUGACAGAAAAAUGCCUGAAUGGUAUUCUAAAAUCAAGCAAAAACUGCCAUAAAUCAAAGAAAAAGCGCUUUAAGAAGAGCAGAUCGCAGCCAAAAGUCAGCAAAUCUCGUGAUAAGACUGCCAAAAAUUUGGACAAACUAGAACAGAUUUACCAAGAUCUGGUUGAUUAA